This is a messenger RNA of Anopheles coluzzii, 1853 nucleotides long. Its product is annotated as extracellular serine/threonine protein CG31145. Bases 115 to 1746 code for a protein of 543 amino acids. Gene Ontology annotation, cellular component: Golgi apparatus. NCBI's taxonomy places the organism in Eukaryota, Metazoa, Arthropoda, Insecta, Diptera, Culicidae. Gene Ontology annotation, molecular function: protein serine/threonine kinase activity. The transcript has a single exon. The record is from RefSeq and is a predicted model, not a curated record. Gene Ontology annotation, biological process: protein phosphorylation.
GCGGUUAGUUAGCAUCUUCCCCCAGCUCUGGGCCGCGCGGUUCGGCUCACUCGGUGAACAGACACCGUGGCGAACGGAUCCUAUCCUCCACCCGGCCAUCCACGUCGAAGCAUCAUGUACUGGAUCCGGUCGAAGAAGCUGCGCGAGCGGCUCGCGCUCGGGUUCGGCGCCCUGCUCGUCCUCUUCACCCUGCUGCUCGUCGUCGACCUGCAGAUGGAUCUGGGGGUUUCGCGCGGCGAGUUCAUACCUUCGCACGCCCGCAUCCGGUACGCGAACCAGCCGGACCGGGCCGGCAUCUACAACGAGUUCCACCGGAAGUAUCUCGCCAAAAGCAACGCGUCCGGCUCGAAGGAGUACCUGACGACGAACGCGCAGCAGGCCCAGCAUCGCGGCCACACCGACACAUCCGGGCCGGGCUAUCCGGGCAAGGCGGCCGUCACCACCACCGUACCGCCGCCGCACGAUCGCUUCAAGGAUCUGACCGCGCUGGUCGUAGCGCCCCGCUCGAGCAAGCACCGGGCGCCGCAACCGUUCGAGCGUAUUAUCGUGCGCGAGGAGGCGUACACGGACGAGCCGCUCGACGAUGACGAGGCGAACCCGACGCUCGGCGAGCUGCUCGAUCUGCGGCCCGGCCCGAACGCCUCCAACCUGGAGCGCUUCCAGCUGCGCAUCUCCAAGCGGGAGCUGUACCGGCGGGACGACACGCUCGUGAACGCGGUCAUCGACGACAUGGUGCGGCUGCCGAUCCUGCACGUGGUGCAGAAGGAGGGCGGCACCCAGCUGAAGCUGAUCAUCGACUACCCGAACGAGGUGCACGCCCUGUUCAAGCCGAUGCGCUUCCCGCGCGAACAGCAAACCCUGCCGAACCACUUCUACUUUACCGACUACGAGCGGCACACGGCCGAGAUAGCGGCGUUCCAUCUCGACCGGCUGCUCGGCUUCCGGCGGGCGAUGCCCGUGACCGGCCGCAUCCUCAACAUCACCACCGAGAUCUACCAGGUGGGGGAUGAGGUGCUGCUCAAGACGUUCUUCGUCUCGCCGAGCAGCAAUCUGUGCUUUCACGGCAAGUGCUCGUACUACUGCGACACGUCGCACGCGAUCUGCGGCAAUCCGGACACGCUCGAGGGUUCGUUCGCCGCCUUCCUGCCCACGCAGGACGAUACGCAGCGCAAGGUGUGGCGGCAUCCGUGGCGCCGCUCGUACCACAAGCGCCGGAAGGCGCAGUGGGAAACCGACUCCGACUACUGCACGAUGGUGCGCGACAUACCGCCGUACGACGAGGGGCGCCGGCUGCUCGACCUGAUGGAUAUGGCCGUGUUUGACUUCCUCACCGGCAACAUGGACCGGCACCACUACGAAACGUUCAAAAUCUUCGGCAACGACACGUUCCCGAUCCAUCUGGAUCAUGGGCGCGGGUUCGGCAAACCGUUCCACGACGAGCUGUCCAUCCUGGCGCCGGUGCUGCAGUGCUGCCUGAUACGGGCGUCCACGCUCGAGACGCUGCUGCGCUUCCACAACGGCCCGCGGCCACUGUCCGAGGCGAUGCGCGAAUCGAUGGCGGUGGAUCCGAUCGCGCCCGUGCUGUGGGAACCGCACCUGACGGCGCUCGAUCGGCGCGUCGGCAUCGUGCUGCAGGCGGUGCGGGACUGCAUCCGCAAGUCGUCCGAGGAGGACGCGCACGGUGGCAUACCGGAGGUGCCGAAUGCGCUGGGACAGCGGGAUGCCAACGGGUUCUAUCGCUCCUAGCGACUGGCGGCCUACCGGCACGGGAUGGAGCUGCAGGAGCGGCACGGGCGGCUGCACGCCGUGAACCACCGGUACGCGCGGGCGGAGCAGCCGGUGCAGUAUCAGCA